This is a messenger RNA of Paramecium octaurelia, 1011 nucleotides long. The record is from the annotation of a GenBank genome assembly. Lineage: Eukaryota; Ciliophora; Oligohymenophorea; Peniculida; Parameciidae.
AUGAUUUCGUCAAAAGGUGAGCUUGACCUUACAAACUAAAUUGUUUUGAAAAGAAUUUCUAGUUAAGAAUAAUAUAAAUAAGAGGAUACCUGCUUUGUGAUAGAAAUUGAUCAUAAAUAAGAAAUGAUGGCUUCAGGCUGUGGAAAACAAAUAAGAUUAUGGAGUUUUAAAAUGGGAUAAUUAUCAGACAUUUUGUAGUUAGAAGGCCAUCAAGAUUUAAUAACUUGCCUACUUUUUAGUAAAAUGAGUAGAAGUCUCAUUUCAGCUUCUUAAGAUUGUCAACUCAGAUUGUGGAAAUAAAAUAUAAAUUAAACAUGGUCUAGCUCUCAACCAUUUUAUGAGCACUUAGGCUCUAUUAAUAGCAUAAUUAUGAAUUAUUCUGAAGAUAUUCUUUUUUCUGGGAGUUCUGAUUAGUCAAUUAAAGUAUGGGCUAUUAAUAUUGAUUUAAAUGAAUUUAAAUUGCUAUAUCAGUUGCGUAGGCAUACAAAAAACAUAAUUGGAUUAACUUUAGCUCCUAGCGAGAGUAUCUUAGCUUCUUCUGGACUAGAUAAUCAAAUCAUUAUUUGGAGAAAAUCUUCGUAAGGUACGUAUGAUUUUAAUUAUGUAAUUAAAUAAUCAGUUAUAGAAUCUGGUUGCAGACUAACUCUUCUAAAUGAUAACAAAUUAAUAUGGGUCUCAAGAAGCAAUGAAGUUCUGCGUUUUUUUGAGGAGAAAGAUGGAAUUUUUCGAGAAAACACUGAUGAACGGUUAAACCUCAAAUGCAGCCCAAUGUGUAUUGAAUAAUUUUACUUUCCUAUUUUCUAUAACUAGAACUCAAAAAUUCUUGCUUUAAAAAAUAAAUUUCAUUUCUACAUUAUGAAAUAAUAACCUGAAGGUUACUUUUUAAUAUUACAUUGUAUUGAAUUUAAAUCCACAAGUACUUUUGGUACUAUAACUAAUGAUGGAAGAUUUAUUGUAUAUUGGAAUAAUAUUUCCUAAUAGUAUGAAAUCUAUGAAUUAAGAAUGCAGUGA